Messenger RNA from Sinocyclocheilus anshuiensis, 892 nucleotides. RefSeq names its product Ig heavy chain Mem5-like. NCBI's taxonomy places the organism in Eukaryota, Metazoa, Chordata, Actinopteri, Cypriniformes, Cyprinidae. The coding region runs from base 1 to 723 and encodes 240 amino acids. The transcript has 3 exons. The record is from RefSeq and is a predicted model, not a curated record.
AUGGGAAAUCCCAUCGAAGAGAUCUCAGGAUCACAUGUUUAUAUUUGGGAUUCUUGUGUUUUCCCGGGGUUUGAGGCCAUAGUGCAUCUGACCCAGGAAAAGAUCAUGAACGUGAACAUAGGACAAGAUGUAAAGAUUCUCUGCAGGAGAGAUGAUAGUGGUAGCUGGACCAUUUCAUGGUACCAGCAGAAAGCUGGAGAUACUCCAAAGUUCUUACUAGCUGAUAGCACCAGAGCCAGUGGUCUGUCCAGCAAAUUCACAUACACAGACAGUGGUGUGGAUGAGUACCUGAACAUCGGCCGAGUGGAAGCUGAGGACGAAGCGGUGUAUUACUGCGGCUGCAUCAUUUGUCAAAGCCAUGGCAGCAUCGGCGGAGGCACCGAGUUGAGGAUCGCUCGUCCAUCGUCUCCUCCGUCUCUGCUCCUGCUGGCUCCUCCUGCUUCUCCGCUCUCUGAGGGUGAUGUCAGUGUGGUGUGUGUGGCUCAGGGCUUUUACCCUGACGGUGUCACCAUGUCCUGGUCUGAGGACAGCAGCGGCGUGACGGGGGACGAGGUGCAGACGGCUCCGUAUCAGCGUCAGGCCGAUGGCACCUUCUCCCAGACCAGCGUUCUGAAGCUCAGUAAGCAGCGCUGGAGCUCCGGGAGAACCUACACGUGCCGUCUGAGUCACCCGGCGCUUUCCACACCGCUGAGCCAGAGCACCAGCCUGAACCAGUGCAUGUAGAGAGAUCACACAUUGCUGGUUCACCUCUCAUGUGUUGCAUAAAGAGAGAAAUAUAUAUAAUGCAGCUCAGUGAACAAAACUUGUCGUUAAUAAUGAGUGUGUUUUCCAUUUAAACAAGCUCUUCUGUUAUUGUGAAAUGAGUCUUGUGGAGCUCUACUUUGUUGCUUAC